CCGACGCUCCGACUCAACCGCCAAGACUGGGUGCGCAAGUCAGAAGGGCGCAACUUUCUGCUGUAGGCCGCAAAGAGCAAAUUGCUCGUCCAGUAUCAAGAGGGAAUUAUCGAGAUACUUGACGUUUUCUUCCGUCUGACAGUACGCUGCGUUGAUUCUGUCCAUCACGACAAGUGACUGAGUUUCUCUACCUGGCUCACGCCGACUGACGCUUUCUGAUCUCCGCCAAAGCAAACUAAAACCGCCCGCAUCACAUCAUGACCUGUCACAAGCUCCUCGCCACGGCCGGCCUGCUACUCAUCUUCGCCGUCUGGACGUCCCAGGCCAUCAACUACUACAAGCAGAACAAGGACACUGGCAGCUACAGCCCUCCCUCGAGUUCGCGGUCCCGCCUCCCGGCCAAGAGCCAGACCGGGCCCAGCAACGCGCUGUGGAUACGGACCCGCGACGCGCCCCUCGACACUCUACGAUACCGCGUGCCCAUGGACCGACGCAUGGUGCCAGCAUCGAUGUUGUUCGUGGAUGGCAACCCGGACAACAUGGACAAGAGGUUGUUUGAGGGUCUGUUCCCGUCGAAUGACAGGUUGAACAGAUAUAGAAGGAUCGCUGCUUUGUUGGAGAGCGAAGACGAUUUCUAGACCGUUGAUAAGACGGCAGUUGGCAACUUUGCGCGUCAGAGGGAACGUCCAUCCAAGUCAUCGGAUUUCAAGCGGAUCAGAGUUGAUCUCUUUUCAUUUUCUGUCCACAUAUGUGCAACUAUUGUGAAACAGGCUAUAUACACAUAUUUUAAGUUUUGUUAACACUGUCAUAAAAUUGGUAUAUUUUUAAGUUACGCCGCAACAAUGAAACCUUAAAAGUUGUUCCAGAUUACAUCCCACCUGCAUACCUUCAUAUCCACUUGCUGUUUUACGCAGUACUGUGUUUUGGUGAUAACAAUAGGACUCCGUAGACGAGUAGAUUAGAGAUGUCAACUUAAAUUAAUUACCAUGUUUGUACGCCUUGCAAGCAAGUCACGAGGUGAUUAGUGGGGUUUGAACCUGCGAACAAGGUUGUCCUAGUUGUUGGUGCCCUGUUGCCCUGAUAUGUAGUGAUAUCACGGCAUUGGUGUUUAGAAUACGUCGAAAUUAGACUCGGGCAGUGUCUGCAUGUUAUUGCUGUGCCUGGAAGCAAUAUCUAUAUCACAAAACAACCUGAGGAUAAGCCAUGCACUUCCCUACGGGACAAUGUUUUAUUGCCAGUCUCGAGGGGAGACUAGUCUUCAAGCCUCGUGAAGUUUUCCCUGUGGAGAUGUCAGACUUACCUUUGAAAAAUCAUCUGGAGCUACAAUUAUAGCCUUAAUUCUAGUCGGGUCCCCCAAGCGCGUUGCUGUAAAAAUCGCUGCCUGGAAAUAACGUUUUCGCCUAUAUGCAAAAAGCCACUGGCUAUAAGAUAGUGGUUGUAAUCAUUUCCUGCAGACUUGUGCGGAAUUUCAAGUCGCAGCCAAGUAAAUCGGACACGGUCCGAGUCUCUGACGUCUGGGAUCUACCCAUCCUAGUUCGAAUUCGCAGGCUCACAAUAUUCGGGGUGACUCCGAUGUGCCGUGUUUAUACCAGCGAAGCGAAUGUAAAAAAUAAAUUCUUAUGUCUUAUUAUUCAUUAACCCUCGUCUUUCAUUGUUGCAAUUAUGGAUUUCCACUGGGUUUGUGGUCGGCGAAUCUUAAUAAAAAAUACAUGGAUGUUGGAUGUUGCAUUUU
This is a messenger RNA of Acanthaster planci (crown-of-thorns starfish), 1732 nucleotides long. RefSeq lists its product as uncharacterized. Lineage: Eukaryota; Metazoa; Echinodermata; Asteroidea; Valvatida; Acanthasteridae. The record is from RefSeq and is a predicted model, not a curated record.